Molecule: messenger RNA, 1608 nt
Organism: Saccharomycodes ludwigii
Lineage: Eukaryota; Fungi; Ascomycota; Saccharomycetes; Saccharomycodales; Saccharomycodaceae
Gene: HFD1
Product: hexadecenal dehydrogenase
Exons: 1
Coding region: 1-1608 (535 amino acids)
Biological process (GO): aldehyde metabolic process
Cellular component (GO): cytoplasm
Molecular function (GO): aldehyde dehydrogenase (NAD+) activity
Source: RefSeq, a predicted model, not a curated record
AUGAACUCGCUAGUAACUGACACACCUUUAGCUGAAAUCAGACCCAAACUACUAGAAUCUAAAGCUUUCCAUUUGAAUCAUUUGGAAAACAUUAAUACCCCCGAUGAAGAAUUACAAUAUAGAUUGCAAUUGUUACGUGAUUUAUAUUUUGUAAUUAAAGAUAAUGAAUCUGCAAUUACAGAUGCGCUGAUCAAGGAUUUUCAUAGGUCAAAGACUGAAACCUACCUUCUAGAAAUAUCGACUCUUUUGAAUAAUAUAACCCUUUUGAUUGCUAAUUUACCCAAAUGGUUUAGUCCCGUUAAGAAAAGUGCUGGUUGGUCCUCAGUCGCCUUUUUAUUCAGUCACGUUAAAGUUGAAAGAAUCCCUCUUGGUACCGUCUGCGUUAUAAGUCCAUGUAACUUCCCUGUUUUGUUAUCUAUUGACCCCAUUGCCAGCGCACUAGCUGGUGGUAACAGUGUCGUUUGGAAACCUUCAGAAUUAACACCACAGACCUCAGCCUUAUUAACCAGACUUUUAACAGAAAAGUUUGGUACAGGUUCUAGAAAAGGCCUCUUGAACAUAGUUUGUGGUGGUGUUCCGGAAACCACAGAAUUAUUGAAAAAUACUGAUUUAAUGGACAAGAUUUUUUAUACUGGUUCAACAAAAGUGGGUAAAAUUGUUAGCAAAGCAGCUGCUGAAAAUUUGGUACCAGUUACUUUAGAACUGGGUGGGAAAUCACCAGUUUUUGUAACUGAACAUUUUAACAAAAAAGAUUUAACAACCAUUGUAAAAAGAAUCUUUUUUGGAGCUUUUUCCAAUAGUGGUCAAGUAUGUGUUGCCUGCGAUUAUCUAUUGGUCCACGAGUCCAUAUAUGAUAUUUUUUUAAUGAAGGCUAAAGAAAUUUUUGAUCAAUUUUAUAAAGAUAUUGACAGCGAGGCGGAAUUUACUCAUUUGAUUAAUCGCGCUGCCUAUAAUAAAAUACAAGAUAUUCUACAAAAAACUGAAGGUGACAAGUAUUCUAUUCCGGGUAUCAACUCUGAUGAAAAGACAUUGUUUGUGCCACCCACUUUGAUCUUUGAUGUUACCUGGGACGAUUCCUCAAUGUUGGAGGAGAAUUUUGGACCCAUAUUGCCCAUUCUCAAAUAUUCCAAUCUAACUGCAACUUUAAAGAACAUAGUUGAAAAGCAUGAUACUCCAUUAGUCCAGUAUAUUUAUUCAAAUAAUGAAACUGAAAUCCAAUAUAUCUUGAGAAUGUUGAGAAGUGGCGGCUGUUCUAUCAAUGAUUCAUUAGUACAUGUAGGUUUUCCAGAUGCGCCCUUUGGCGGCAUUAAAAAUAGUGGAAUUGGCGGAUAUUACCACGGUGAAGAUGGCUAUGAUUGUUUUACUAAUAAAAGGACUAUCUUCAAACAGCCCUUCUUCGUUGAUAAAUUGACGUUGGAUGCCCGGUACCCUCCUUACGGUGAUUCAAAGAUAAAACUUUCUAAAUUGGCUAUGGAACCAUCUAUUUGGUUUAAAAGAACUGGCGAUGUUCCCACUCAUACCAAAUCGUUUUUAUUAAGGGGUGGCAUCAGCAUCCUGGUUCUGUCUGCUUCGUUAUUGGUUUAUUUUUUUUUUAAAAGAACAAGUUAA